CACUAUCUCUGUUGUGAACUGGUGGUACAGAGAAUGGUGACGUGUUCUUUAACACACUAAAACGUGAUGAACACAGAGAUGAAUAGUUGUACUGUCAACAACUUUAUUCUGACAGGGAUUCUAGACAGUGCUCCAUUCAGAGAGAGAUUCGGAUGAACAGAGACUCCACAGAACUACAUCAGGUACAAGAGGUCUGGUAUUAUGUCAUGGACAAGAAGGUGCUGGUCCUGUUUCUCUCUGGGCUCUACACUCUCUCCUCAUGCCUUGCUCAUGAGUAUCACUUUGUGAACAUGAAUAAGACCUGGACUGAAGCACAGAGAUACUGCAGAGAGAAGUACACUGACCUGGCCACCAUAGACAACAUGGAGGAUAUGAACAGACUGAUCAACACUGUAGACAGUGGUUAUAAUGGAUCAGCCUGGAUAGGGCUGCAGAAGGGAGAGUGGCAGUGGUCUCUGGCAGACAGAGAUUACAGUCAGGGAUAUGCCAACUGGGAAGAGACCGAACCCAAUAAUGCCGGAGGGAAGGAGGACUGUGUAUUUAUGAGACGCAGUGGUCAAUGGAAUGAUGCCCCGUGUAACGUUCAACAUUUCUUCAUCUGCAAUGGCAUGAAAAAUUCGAAGGAGUCUUUCCAUUUCAUUAAUGUGGCUAAAACGUGGCACGAGGCGCAGAGUUACUGCAGGAAGUACUACACAGACCUGGCCAGUGUGAGGAACCAGACUCAGAACCAUGAGGUAGUGACAGUGGCUGCUGCCAAUGAAGGGUGGAUCGGCCUGUUCAGAGACUCCUGGAAGUGGUCGGGCGGAAGUAACUCCUCAUUCACAUACUGGAUAAAGGAAAAGCCCAACAAUUCCAAAGGAAAUCAGGACUGUGCCUCGACAAGGUUGAAUAACUUGGGAAGAUGGGAUGAUAUGCAGUGUUACAUAAACAGUCCCUUCAUUUGCUACGGUGCUCCAGUGAAGACACAGCAGGUGGUGAGAGUGAAGCUGACCCCAAAGGACCAGGACAUGGACCUGACUGAUCCUGACAUACAGGAAGCCAUCUUGCGGCAGAUAAGGAAAGAGCUGAGGGAGAAGGGGAUUUCUGAUGACGUCAAACUGAGAUGGAAGGAGCAGACCGUUGGAAAGAUCUUCCACGAGGAAGAAAAGAAGAAUUAAAGAGGAGAAACUCAACCGAGUAUUAAGCUGGAACUGUAAAUACCAUUACAGCAGAGACUAUGGGGACUUUUCUGACCAACAUCCCAUUGACAGCCCGACUAAUCAAAACCCUGAAAACUAACCCUUACCGUAUCCCUAACGUUAACCAACCCCCUAACCCUAACCUUAACUAACCCCCUAACCCUGACCUUAACCCUAACCAACCCUCUAACCCUG
Messenger RNA from Oncorhynchus mykiss (rainbow trout), 1373 nucleotides. Its product is annotated as C-type lectin TsL-like. The record is from RefSeq and is a predicted model, not a curated record. Lineage: Eukaryota; Metazoa; Chordata; Actinopteri; Salmoniformes; Salmonidae.